This is a messenger RNA of Paramecium pentaurelia, 1351 nucleotides long. The record is from the annotation of a GenBank genome assembly. Lineage: Eukaryota; Ciliophora; Oligohymenophorea; Peniculida; Parameciidae.
UAUGAUUCAUAAUUCAAAUAGAAAUCCAAUAACAGAUCCCUAUUCUUUAGAAGAUUAAUUAGCAAGAGAAUUAUAAAAACGUAAAGUUGAGGAAGAAAAAAAAAGAAGGGAAAUAGAAAGAAUUUGUGCUGAGAGUGAAGAAAUCAAACUACUUAAAUAAAAAGUUUAGACUGCAUAUGUGACAAAAGAGAGAACUUAACAAUUAGCUGAAUAAUAAUUGAGAAGAAUUUAAGAGUUGGUAUAUAUAGUCAGUUAUAUUUUCAAAAAUAGAAAUAAGAAAGUGAGAUUGAAGCAGCUAUUCUAGAAAAAUUGAAAAGAGAAUAAGAAGAAGAAAGGGCUAAAGAGAAAUUUAGACUUCAUUAGAGAUUAGAGGGAAAAUAUGUAUUUGAAUUCAUAAUCAUCUAUAAUAGACAUUAUAACAAUAAAUGAAAGAACAUGAACAAUUAAGAGAUGAAGCCAAAGAAUAAUAUAUUUAUGAAAAGGAAUAAGUCAAUAGAGUUAUUCAACAAUUAAUAAAUGAAGAUCGCAAAUUUAUAGAGGAUCAAGCAAAAAAGAAGAAAAUAGCUUUUUCAGACAUGUAAAAUGCUUUGAGAGAGAAAGCUGAAUUAAUAUAUAGAAUGAAAUAAAGGGAGAGAGAAGAGAAUUAGAAAUAUUUAGAUUUUAUGAAAGAAAAAGAUAGAUAAGCUCAUGAAAUUAAAGUUAAGAAGUAAGAAGAGAAUGCAGCCAAGUAAACAUUAAUCUCAAAAAUUUCAUUAGGGAUAAAAUAUUUUAAAAAUUAAAGGAAGAAGAAGAAAGAAGAAGAUAAGAAGCAGAAUUAUUAACUGAACUAAGAUUUCAAUUAUAUUAAGAAUAAUAUGAUGCAUAAUAGAGAUAAAAAGAUAUUGAUGAAGCUAAUAAAAGGGAAUUUUAAAAAAGAGAAAUGUAAUAAGCUGAACAAGAGGCACGAUUAAGAAAAUAAAGAUAGAAAGAGGAAGAAUAAUAAAUGGAAAGAGAUUUCAGAGAUUAAAUGAUGAGAAAAUUUGCUGAAGAUGAUAAAUUAGAAUAGUUGGGAUAAUAAAAAAGAAGAAUGAAGGAAAUUGAACAUAAAAGAGAAGUUGAAAAAUUAUGGUAAUAGAAAUUGGAAAUGUAUUAAAUGGAAAAGCAAAAGGAACUUGAAUAAUUAGAAAGAUAAAGAAGAGAAGAAGCUUACAAAUAGUAAGUAAUUGAAGAAGAAAAAAAUCGUAUUCUUUAAGAACAUUUACAAUAAGUAGGAGAAUUCAUUCCAAAAGGUCUCUUAUUAAAAUAAGGAGAUUCUCAAUUUAUUAGGUAAGGAUAACCAAAUGCAAGUUAUUAAUCUGGAUUUAGAAUGUGA